This is a messenger RNA of Clupea harengus (Atlantic herring), 2448 nucleotides long. Its product is annotated as cysteinyl leukotriene receptor 1-like. Gene Ontology annotation, molecular function: G protein-coupled receptor activity. Lineage: Eukaryota; Metazoa; Chordata; Actinopteri; Clupeiformes; Clupeidae. Gene Ontology annotation, cellular component: plasma membrane. The record is from RefSeq and is a predicted model, not a curated record. Gene Ontology annotation, biological process: G protein-coupled receptor signaling pathway.
ACACACCUCUGCACAGUCUGAUAAUGAAAACCACACUCUGCUCUUUCCUCACUCGCUCUCUUCCUCUCUCUAUCCUGUCUCCUUUCACUCCUUCCAAAGACUGGAUUAAUCCCGAGCUUCAGUGUAAAAUCCAAUGCUCCCUCCGAACUGAGGAAAACAGAUGUUGUCUUUUGGAUUGGCGAAUCAAACUGAGCCAGCAAUGGCGGAACAGUCAUACAACAGCUCCUCUUCCCCCCUGCCUGAGACAGUCAUGUGCAACCACUCGGUGGACUACAAAUGGACCGCCUACACUGUGGUUUACAGCCUGGUGUUCAUCCUGGGCCUCCUCGGCAACGCUGGGGCCCUCUACGUCUUCUGCAAGCUGUCUGUCAAGAACCGUCUGUCCACCAUCAUCCUCAUCAACCUGGCCGUCUCCGACCUUGUCUUCGUCCUCACCUUGCCAGUACGCGUCGGCUUCUACCUGAGGGAGUUGUGGGCCGGGUCGGGCGGUUCCGGCACCAGCGCUGGUUUGCCCCCACACACCCAGCGUGAUAUGGAUGUCCUGGACCUGGCAUGCCGGGCCUCCACCUACCUGUUCUACAUCAGCAUGUACUGCUGUAUCUACUUCCUGACAGCACUGAGUGUAUGCCGCUACCUGGUCCUGUCUGGUCGCCUGUCCUACCAUAACCUGGUCUACUGCCGGCGCGUGCGCCUCCUCUGCCUGGGCAUCUGGGUCUUCGUGGUGGGCGGCACCGGGUCCUACAUCGCUGCCUUGGGCGGCUUCAAUGUAGCGGCAACCGGCUGCUUCGAGCCCAGUACCCACGAAACCUGGAGCUUCCUUUACCAAGUCAACCUGCUGGUCCUGGUGGUGGGCUUCGCCAUGCCGCUGGUCCUGGUCCUCCUCUGCUACGCACUGAUGAUCCGCCACAUCCUGCGGGCCCAGUCGGGUCGGCGUGCCCGGGACGUGGCGCUGGUCUGCCUGGUGCUGCUAGUCUUCCUCAUGUGCUUCCUGCCCUACCACAUCCAGCGCACGCUGCACCUAGAGUACGUGCACAGGGCGGACGUACCAUGCGAGGUCAAAGCAAAGCUGCAGCAAAGCGUCGUGGUAACCAUGUGCUUCGCCGCUGCCAACAGCUGCCUGGACCCUCUCAUCUUCCUCUUUGUGGGCAAUGGCUUCAUGCGGGUGGUGCGUGAGAUCCUGCAGGCCUGGGGGUUUAGGGACUGGCCCUGGAGGAAGGGGAGCUACAGCGCAAACACCGGCAACCUGUCCUGCGAGGGUGCCGCUACUCCCCCCAUGCAGCCUAUCCAGCUGCCACUGAUGCCAGCGCAACCACUGAUCCCAGCGCAACCACUGAUGCCAGCGCAACCACUGAUGCCAGCGCAACCACAGGGCACAGAGCUGAGUGACUCCAGUGACAGAACAUCCCUGUAGACUCCCUAGAAAUCAGAGCAACCCCAAAGUUCAGGCUCCAUUCAGUUAGAACUGAAGGUUAUUUAGCAGGAGUGGAAAGGGUCUAGAAGCUUCUACAGUGUGGCCACACAAAUUUAACAUUUACAUUUGGUCUUUUGCCGCCUUUAUCAAGGCCACUGCUAAGUGAGAUACAAUGCAUGGGAAAAAAACUGUUCUAUGAUAAAUAUGUUUCAGUUUAUUGUAUAAAAAGUACCAUAUAGGAAAGAGAGUAGAAGAUAAACAUUAGAGUAUGUUGCUUUUAAAGUACUUUUUGAGUAUGUUGCAAAUAUGUUGUGGCCCAGAUGACAAACAGCCAAAUACCAGUCAGGGAGUGAGUAAUGUUAUAUUGGUGUGUUUGUUUAGUUCACAUGAAUUAGUUUCAAAAGAGAAUACCUUUAUAGAGCCAUGCAUGGAAAAAUGCUUUUUUGGCUUCUAUGUUGUGGCGUAACAUCAGAAUCCCUGUCUAAACCACGGCACCUUAAAAGGCCUGAAAUACCACACUGUUUGGAUUUCCUGAAGGUUUGUCUUCAAUUCUGUUUUUGUUCAAGCCUCCAAAGCCCUCUGUGGAGGAGGUGAGAGAGGUUGAGACCUGAUCUGAGAGAAAAACACUUUAAUUUCUGACCACCCAAGUUUAAUCCUGCACUGACAGAGAAGUUGGUGUUUAGGGACAAUGGUUCCAUGACUAAACAAUAGAUGAUUGUUGGAGCUGUUUUUUUGUUUUGUUUUGUUAUGUGCAAAGUAACCAGUAAUUCUCCAUCAAACACAUGCAAAUGCAACCACAGACACGAAUACGUGCAGAUACGCACACACGCACGCACACACACACACACCCACACACACACACGCACACACACACAUGCAGAGGUACUGUAUGUACACACUCCAACACACACAAUACACACCCUUUCAAGAGUGAACAUGCUGAUCCCAUGUCAAGGACUUGGGGGGUGGGAGGCAGUUCUCGGUGUAGAACCACUUGUUUGUGAAAUAAAGUAAGCCCUUUUGGAUGUAAUCCUUAA